Messenger RNA from Planococcus citri (citrus mealybug), 3383 nucleotides. Its product is annotated as metabotropic glutamate receptor 5-like. The record is from RefSeq and is a predicted model, not a curated record. Gene Ontology annotation, cellular component: plasma membrane; postsynaptic density membrane. Gene Ontology annotation, biological process: G protein-coupled glutamate receptor signaling pathway; regulation of synaptic transmission, glutamatergic. The coding region runs from base 345 to 3068 and encodes 907 amino acids. The transcript is spliced from 14 exons. Gene Ontology annotation, molecular function: adenylate cyclase inhibiting G protein-coupled glutamate receptor activity; G protein-coupled receptor activity involved in regulation of postsynaptic membrane potential. Lineage: Eukaryota; Metazoa; Arthropoda; Insecta; Hemiptera; Pseudococcidae.
AUUUUUUCAUACUCAUCACUCAUAUUUUCAUUGUCAAUGACGUGAUGCGUUUGUCGGUUCAAAACACAUUUGAUUUUCCACAAAGUGCAUGUUUUUCAAUCAGUAAUUUCCGCGAAACGGUGUCUCGGACGUUAUUUGUGUAAUUUUAAGUAGUGAUCGUUUUAAAAAUAUUUUUACAAAGCGUGCCCGUUUAGUUCAUUUUAAUCGAGAAUUUUAUUCUAUUAUUUAGACCGAGAAGAAGAUUUAAAGAAUCGAGGUAAAAAUAUCAGUCUCCAGUAAUCACCACGUUUCAUUGUCUAGAUCAACAAGUAUGAAAUGUACUCAGAUUCGAGAUAACUUUCAACAUGAGACUCCACAGAUGCAUUUUUUGGUCAAUUCUACAAAUUCUAACACCUUUGGUCCUGUCAUUGAAAAUUGAAUUGAACGAGCCACAAAGAAAUAGCGCGUAUAUUCAAGGAGAUUAUAUGAUAGGAGCUCUAUUUUCGGUCCAUGAGAAUCCACUUCUAGUAAAAAACGAUCACUACAACCCAUUAGCUUGCGGAGAUGUACUCGAAUAUCGAGGCAUACAGAGAGUAGAAGCAGCCUUAUUUGCAGUCGAAUCGAUAAAUAAGGAUCGUUCCUUAUUGCCAGGAAUCACACUGGGAAUAAAUAUAAAAGAUGACUGCGAAAGUGAAUCAAUUGCUGUACAUCAAGUAAUGGAUAUCCUACAAAAAUCUGACCAAUCAAAUAAUCCCAAGGAGACAAAUCUUCGAGCGAAUGUGAACUCUCAUACAAACGAAACGUCCCUUCUGCUGAGUAUUUUAGGACCAGGGACAUCCUCAUUAACAGCAACGGUUCAAAAUUAUAUGAAAGUAUUCAAAAUAUUUCAAAUCGGAUACGCAGCAACAUCCGAAGAAAUUAUGAACGCUUUGAAUUAUUACCAUUUCAUCAGCGUAGUACCAUCAGAUUACUAUCAAAGCUACGUCGUAGCCAAAAUAUUGAAAAAAAAUAAAUGGAAUUACGUUUCGGUUGCUUACAGCACUGGAACUUAUGGCAGAAUGGGGUUACAUUAUUUGGAAAAUUUCACUCUCCAAUUGGGUAUUUGUAUCGCUGCCAGAGAAGAACUUUUCAUCACAAAUUCCAUCGACGAUAAUAAUCAAGCUUUCAAGAACCUGGCUCGCGAUAAAGUCAAAGUAAUUGUAUGUUUUUGCGAAAAGUUCGCUGUGAGAAAUCUUCUACAAUCAAUCAGAAGUCUCGGCUUAGCUGGACAAUAUCUGAUCAUUGGAACAGAUGGUUGGUCUUCAAAUUACGAAGUAGUGAAGGGAUACGAAGAAGAAGCUGUGGGCAGUUUAUCAGUUGGUAUAAGAACAUACCCUUUACCAGAAUUCGACCAAUAUUAUACGAAGAAAAAUUUCCUCAAUAAUCAAAUAAAUCCUUGGUUCGAAGAAUUUUGGCAGCUGAAAUUCAAUUGCACUAUUAAGAAAGGGAACGAAAGUACAGAUAAAGCUCCAUGCUCAGAAAAUCAAAGCCUAAAACAGGAUUAUGUACCAGAUUCGAGCAUAUACCACAUAAUUGAAGCAAUUUAUGCAUUAGCUCGCACCUUACAUACGUACGCUUGCGAUAAUAAAACGGAUUGUUCAAAAUUGAAUUCGGUCAAUUCAUCUAUUCUAUUGACAGCAUUUCUCCAAUCAGGAUUAAAAUUUAACGGGCAACAUAUCAAUAUUACAGACUGGGGAACACCUAGAGUCACUAAUUAUAGCAUAUAUAAUUUUCAAAAAACACCCAACGGGACGUACCAUUACACAAAAGUAGGCCAAUACGACGACUAUGAAUACCAAUCACACCACUCUAGGCUUGAAUUACCAAAAUCAGGCGAUUUUCAAUUCAACAAAGCGUUACUACAAUUCCCCAGAGGUAACAAAACUGUAAUAUCGAGUUGUUCGGAACUUUGCCCACCUGGAUUUGUACAAAAAAAAGACAUCGGACAAGAACGUCAAUGCUGCUGGGCCUGUAUUUCUUGCGAGCUAGGAAAAUAUCAAGUAAAUGACACCCAUUGUGAUGACUGUUCCCAAGAUACGUGGCCAAAUGAGAAUCGAACUCAAUGCGAACCAGUUCCUUUACAACAUAUCGACUACGGUCGCCCAAAAGCGCAAAUUCUGAUGUCGAUGUCAACGCUGGGAUUAAUCUCAACACUGUGCACAGCAUUUGUAUUCGUUAAAAACAGUGAUACUCCAGUGGUGAAAUCAUCUACUAGAGAGCUAUGUUAUAUGAUACUGAUAGGAAUGAUCAUGGCUCAUUGUGUAACUUUUGCAGUGGUAGCCCAACCAACCGAAAUAACUUGCGCAAUUAGCAGGAUCACUCUACCAGUCAGCUUUUCCAUAAUUUAUGGAGCUUUACUGGUUAAAACCAAUCGUAUAGCUCGCCUGCUUAGCUUAUCAAAGAGGAAAUUUCCAAACUUGUAUCCCAGGUUUAUGACUUUAAAGGCUCAGAUCAUCAUGGUAUCGAUAUUAAUCGCAGCUGAAACAUUGAUCUCCGUCACAACUCUAUUCACAGAACCUCCGACACCGACCCAAAUCUAUAAAAUAAUCGAAAACGAGCGAAAAGGUUGGCUCAUUUGUCCCAACAACAAGGAAACCAUUUUGACAUCGUUUUCAUUGGUGGUAUUUCUAGUCAUAAUGUGCACUUUUUACGCCUUCAAGACGAGACACCUUCCGCAAUGUUUCAACGAAGCUAAAUACAUUGGGUUUUCUAUGUAUGCAACUUGUAUCACUUGGGUAGCCUUUGGAUGGAUUCAUUAUGAAAAUGUGAAUAAUUAUCAAGUGAUUACGUCGUGUGUCUGGGCGACGACAAAUGCGCUGAUUAUUUUACUAUUUUUAUUUCUACCCAAACUGUACAUAAUUUUGUAUACGCCGGAGCAAAAUGCCAGAAUAUAUUUUGCAACCACUAAAGGCAUAAGAUUCAUGAUUGGAAAAGAAGAUAGUCUUCGAAUAAGCAGUGCAAGGUCAACACUAGAGCAAAAUUCCAUUUUGAAACUGCCAGCAGAUAAAAGUACAUGUAAUUGCAAUGGUCAAUUAAGUAUAGGCAACUAAUAACUGAAGAGCACGGCCAUUUUGUUAAAUGUAUAGUGGACACAAGACCACAACUAUGAAUCUUGAUUAUUUCAAUGAAAUAUAUUUAUCAUUAAAUUGAACUGAGAAAGCUGUAAACAAUGCAGCAUUAAGAAGUUACUUAAGAGUAUAAGACACAUGCUCAUGUAGGUAAAUAAUUGUACAAAAUUAAUAAUAAGUACCCCAUGUAAACUAAUUAGAAAUUUAUAUGUAUGCAUAAUUAUUAUCUACCUACUUCUGAAAAACACUGCCACAAUAUUAUAUUGAAGUAAUUUAGAAAACAUUUUUAUAUAAUUG